AUAUUUUAUGUGUUAACGGAUUAGAACAUUUAAGUUGUUGUAGAUGCAAGGUGUGGAAAAGUUGGACAAUAUUUAAUAAUAGUGGAGACAGUAAAUAAACACAUUUUAAUGAGCAUUCUGUAGGUUGUACAUGUGUUCCAAAGUACGACGGUAUGAAAUGACCUUACAAUAGGACAAAGAGUAGUGCGCUCAGAAGAACGAAACAACAUAUAUUAGUUGACCUCGGAUGAAAUGAACUGUUAAGCGGAGCAACGUCGUGAAAAAUAGAGUUUUUUCAUGUCCAAACAACUGUGCUAAAAAACUGUUGCUAUUUUCAAAGAGAACUGCUGAAGUCAAGAAUAGUGGGAACAAGAAAGUAGCGAAGGACAACAAUUUUCUCUCAAAGACAAUAUUUUCUCGAGACGCAUCCGACUACAUUCCGGCAGAUAAUAAUGCCAAGGAUGAUUACAGAGACAUCAACGUAUGAUAACAGAUAUAUAAUGUCUAUGAUAUAUCAAAGUACACUCAGAGAGAAAGCAUAUAAACACAAUUUGGAAAUUGGCUCUAUCAUUUAACCACUUUAAACUUAAAUGCUUGUGUACUUUUGACCACCUUCGCGGAAACACUACUGGAAAUGGAUUUCUUAUCUGAUACAAAUGUCAAUGAAACUAUCUGUAACACUAGUAUAUCUAACAACACGACUUCUUUGUCAGAUGUAUUCUUUAGAAAUGAAAGUGAUUUAGAUAAAUACAGAAACGAGUAUGACACUGCAGUCUCCGUGAUAUUUUAUUUUAACAUGACAGAACGUGUUAUAUCAUUCUGUGGUGUGCUCUUAAACCUUGCAACAAUUAUAAUACUCAUGUCACUCAAGGGAUCACUGAAGACCCAAUUGAAACUGAUAAUGAGCCUAGCUAUAUCCGACAGCUUAAUAGCUCUAUUUCACUUUUUGUUAACAUUUUACAAUUUCCCAAACGCAUGGAAAUUAUUCAGAAAUCUGUUUGUCACUACAUGGACAAAACCAAAUAUCCCAAAGACGGUAUUUGCUUUCAUAUACACCACGACACAAUUUGCAGGUCUCGGAACAAUGUUUGCAAUAUCAGUGGAUAUAUUGAUAAAGGUACAAAAACCUUUCCGUUAUAAGACAUUAAUGUCAAAAAGGCGCGGAAACAUAAUUGUUACAUGUUUGUGGCUAGUACCAAGCUUUCUGCUGGCAGUCGUUGCUCUUCUUUUAUUUCAGUUCGGCAAUUUAAACAUUUCAAUAUUAGUUCUUUUUGGCAGUGUGUUUUACUGCUUCUUGUGUCUAUUAUUCUUCUUUAUAUUUUUGAUAAUCUACACAAUAAUACUGUGUUCAGUAAAGUCUUUUAUUCAUAGACAGCCGUCUAGAUCUAGGCAUACCAUUAAGAAAACGGCAAUCACAUUUUUUCUUAUUAUUGCUACAUAUUUCAUUUGCAUUUUGCCAAGUAUCUGGAUAUUUCUACUCAUAUUUACAAAUGUAGUUGAUUCACUUUCGGAUUUAGUCGUUAUCAUAAAUAUUGUAAGUUGUGUUUACACUCUGAACACGGUAUUAGACCCGGUAAUUUAUGCUUAUAGAAUUCAAGAGAUAAAUAAUCGAUAUGAAACAUUAUUUAGAAGAUGUCGUUGUAUACAAACUGACUUGGAUGGUUUUAAUCUGUGAGGAGAUGACUAAAUGUUUCAAAUAAAUGUUAUCAAACUACAUAAACAUAACUUAUAAACUGCUAAACCGAACUGCUUUUGUUAAACAUAUGUGGAGUUUGGGUCAUCAGGUCGUUUUUGUUUUGAUUCAAAAAGAACGUUUCUGGGAGGUCGAUAUAAUUUCUAACCAAAUGUAACAGUUGUUCACUUUAAUAGAUUAUAAUCUGGUUGUAAAGCAUUAUCUUUAACUUCAUUUGGAUUAUUAUGAAUUAAAGUCAGACGUCUUUUGGUCAGCUAGAUGAAAUGUAAUACGAGUACAUUGAAUAUAUUUAUUAUUAUUGGAUUUUUGUGAUUGAUUUGUACAUUAUAUUAAUGAAUGUAUAUUGUAUACUUAUAUAUUUUCAUAUUUGACGCUUACUUUUCAUUUCGCUAACUGUUGACAUCUUUGCAUUAUAUGUAAUAUGUAUACAAUUAUGAUUAUAAUUUUAUGACAGUAUGUGGUCAAUUAAUAUUAGUGCAUUACUAGGUCCAAAUCUAUAUAAUGGAAUAUUAUAUAUAUAUAUCAUUGGACUUACAUUUACGAAAUCAAUACAUGUGAAUUAUAAGUUUUUUCUUCUCUUUUAUAUA
Messenger RNA from Mercenaria mercenaria, 2259 nucleotides. Its product is annotated as hydroxycarboxylic acid receptor 3-like. The transcript is spliced from 2 exons. Bases 614 to 1654 code for a protein of 346 amino acids. Gene Ontology annotation, biological process: G protein-coupled receptor signaling pathway. The record is from RefSeq and is a predicted model, not a curated record. NCBI's taxonomy places the organism in Eukaryota, Metazoa, Mollusca, Bivalvia, Venerida, Veneridae. Gene Ontology annotation, molecular function: G protein-coupled receptor activity. Gene Ontology annotation, cellular component: membrane.